Messenger RNA from Labrus mixtus (cuckoo wrasse), 8143 nucleotides. RefSeq names its product anoctamin-1-like. Gene Ontology annotation, molecular function: chloride channel activity; protein dimerization activity. Lineage: Eukaryota; Metazoa; Chordata; Actinopteri; Labriformes; Labridae. The transcript is spliced from 25 exons. Gene Ontology annotation, biological process: chloride transmembrane transport. Gene Ontology annotation, cellular component: plasma membrane. The record is from RefSeq and is a predicted model, not a curated record. Bases 321 to 3293 code for a protein of 990 amino acids.
ACAAUAGUCUCAUUCUGACAGAUAAUGUCAUGUUGGCAGCAUUUGUUCAGACCUGAAACAUUUUCUGAAAUACUCUGAUCUAAGUACUCUCUCGAGCAUACAGUCUCUUCAUUUGGACAAAAAACAUUAUUUUUGGAUAAAUUCGACAUCAUCUCUCGUCAUGUGUGAGUGGUAGCUCUCCGUCCGGCGUUUCCAUGCAACAGCGCAGGCGGCUGUGAAGCCACGAAGCACGCUGAGGGAUAGAUGCUGACGGCUCUGUAGCUCUGUUUUGGGUCUGUGAAGGAACCCCGUGCGCCUUUUAAAAAAAAAAAAAAACCCCAAUGGAGCGUCAAGCUGAUGGAGAUAAACCGGUUGGGAGCGUAAAGCAGUACGAUAGCGCAGAGGAGCCCGGUUCUCCUCCCCUGGCCUGUGAGCUCGAAGGCAGCCCGCAGCAGGAGGAGCACUCCAUGAUGAUGAGGAACGACCACUACCUGCCAGUCCCUGGGGAAGAGAAAAACCUGGAUGGAGACUUCGCCAAUAAAAAUGCUGGAAGCAACGUGUCCAUACCACUGAAAAAUCUUUAUGCCAAUGAUGGCUCGCCUCUGCAUCGGCUCGGCCCGUACUUCUCUGACGGCCAGCGGCGGGUGGAUUACGUGCUGGCGUACGACAUCCAGAAGCCAAAUAGCAUCCGGCGACGGUCGGCCAAGUUUGGAGAAAACAACUUUGUCAGACGGCUUCGGCGCAGCCUGAGCAUGAGAAGUAGCAGAGCCCCGCUGCAGCCAAAGGAGGACCCGGAGAUCGCUGCCCAGGAUCAUCGGACUGAUAAUUCCGAGGAUGACAAGCGCUUCAAGAGGGAAGAGUUUGAGGAAAACCUCCUGGAGACGGGACUGGAGCUGGAAAAAGAUGAAGGGGGUAAGAUCCCUGGAAUCGGCUUCUUGAAGAUCCACGCUCCCUGGAACGUUCUGUGUCGAGAGGCUGAGUUUAUGAAGCUCAAGAUGCCAACAAAAAAGGUCUAUGAAGUGAAACAAGGCGGUAACGUGGUGGAGAAGAUCCGUCUGUUCAUUCACAAAGUCACAGCUCCUCUUCACCCCAAAGUAGACGCCAACAGGCCCACAAGUGUCAAAUCUCUCUCUCACCCUUUCUCCAGAGAGAAGCAACAUCUAUUCGACCUGUCUGACCUGGACAAAUUCUUCGACAGCAAGACCAGGAGCUCAAUAGUCUAUGAGGUACUGAAGAGGACAAGAUGCAUCAGAGGAAAGUACCCCAUGGGGAUCACCAGUCUGCUCGCUAACAGCGUCUACACAUCUGCUUAUCCCCUGCAUGAUGGAGACAUCGAGGGAGUGAGUGCAGAAUCUAACGACAGGAAGCUGCUGUACGAGGAGUGGGCCAGCUACAGCGUCUUCUACAAGUACCAGCCUAUCGGACUCAUCAGAAAGUAUUUUGGGGAGAAGGUUGGAUUAUAUUUCGCCUGGUUAGGAGUGUACACUCAGAUGCUGAUCCCCGCCGCCAUUGUCGGAGUCAUUGUUUUCCUCUACGGCUGUGCCACUGUCGAUGACAACAUUCCCAGUAUGGAGAUUUGUGAUCCCAGGAAUAACAUCACCAUGUGUCCGCUGUGCGACCGAGCCUGCAGCUACUGGAAGCUGGUGACAGCAUGUGGUACGGCCCGAGCCAGCCACCUGUUCGAUAACCCCGCCACCGUCUUCUUCUCCAUCUUCAUGGCGCUCUGGGCCGUUCUCUUCAUGGAGCACUGGAAGAGACGACAAAUGAGACUCAACUAUGUCUGGGACCUGACGGGCUUCGGAGAGGAGGAAGAGGACCACAACCGAGCUGAGUACGAGAUCAGAGUCAUGGACAAGAAGAUGCGCCAGGAGAAUUCUGAAAAGGCGGAGAAGCAGAAGCUGACAUGCAUGGACAGAAUGCCGGCUUACCUGGUCGUUUUUUUCACGAUGUGCUUAAUGAUUGCCGUCACGUUUGUCAUAGUCUUCGGAGUCAUCCUGUACCGCAUAAGCAUCAAGGCAGCACUGCACAUAAGCAGCUAUCCUGUAGCUCGCUCCAACGUCAGAGCCACCGUCAAAACCACCGCCGCCAUCAUCAACCUCAUCGUCAUCAUUAUCUUAGACGAAAUCUACGGCAGUAUUGCCCGUUGGCUCACCACACUGGAGGUUCCAAAGACAGACAAGAGCUUUGAAGAGCGCCUCAUCUUCAAAACUUUCAUCUUAAAGUUUGUCAAUGCCUUCACUCCCAUCGUCUAUCUGGCCUUCUUCAGGGGCAGACUGGUCGGGCGCCCUGGAAACUACUUGUACGUCGUUGGGUCGUACAGAAUGGAGGAGUGUGCCCAUGCAGGCUGCCUCAUGGAGCUGUGCAUCCAGUUGUGCAUCACCAUGCUGGGCAAGCAGCUCAUCCAGAACAACCUGUUUGAGAUCGGCAUACCGAAGCUGAAGAAACUGCUGCGGAGAAGGAAGUCAGAUUUGGAUUCAAAAGAAGAGGAGGAGCAGAACAAAGCGCUGCAGCGCCACGAGAAAGACCACAUCCUGGGUCCUUUUGUUGGCCUCAGCCCAGAGUACAUGGAGAUGAUCAUCCAGUUUGGGAUGGUGACUCUUUUCGUGGCCUCCUUCCCUUUGGCGCCGCUCUUCGCACUUCUGAAUAACAUCAUCGAGAUCCGCCUGGACGCCAAGAAGUUUGUGAUGGAGCUGCGAAGGCCGAUAGCAGCUAAAGCCAGAGACAUUGGUAUCUGGUACAACCUCUUGAGAGGCCUCAGCAAAGUAGCAGUCAUCGUUAAUGCCUUCGUCAUCUCCUUCACCUCUGACUUCAUCCCCCGGCUCGUCUAUCAGUACGUGUACAGUCCUGACGGCACCAUGCACGGCUUCGUCAACCACACGCUGUCCUACUUCAACGUCAGCGACUUCCAGCAAGGCACAGACCCGCUCAUGCCGAUGCACCUGGGCUACAAGGUAGACAUAUGCAGAUAUAAGGACUACAGAGAGCCUCCUGGGUCCAGCACACAGUACGAACUCUCCAAGGAGUUUUGGGCCAUUCUGGCUGCACGCCUCACGUUUGUCAUCGUCUUUCAGAACGUGGUGAUGCUCAUGAGCGACUUUGUGGACUGGCUCAUCCCGGACAUCCCCAAGGACAUCAGCCUCCAGAUGCACAAGGAGAAGAUCCUCAUGGUGGAGCUCUUCAUGAAAGAGGAGCAGGGCAAGAGGCUGGCAGCGCGGGACAACCACAACCAGGACAGCUACACCUCCCCGUCGUCGGCCUAUCAGACCCCGCCGCAGCCCCGCUCACGGCCCGUGUCGUACGCAAACUACUCUUAAACCGCCGGGCUGCUGGUACUCUGAGAAAACAAGCACAAAAAGCAACAAGCAAAUGCGACACAUGUAUACAAAGUGUAAAUAUGUCAACCAGCUGAUUAAAUACAGGUGUUUAAGGUUUAGAGAGUUAACUAAAUAAUCAGCAACGCUUUGCUGCUUUUACGCGGUUUGGGAAUAUGUCAAAAAUCUAAACUUUGACAUGUUGACUCCUUCACCAUAGAGACUGCUUGUUUUCCUCUUUUCAAACCUUUUACAGUGUCAAGAUGUUACAUUUUACAGCGAGCCGCACGUUGCAUAGUCAGCCAUUAACCAAAAACGCCAGCAGAUAUUUAGACGAUAUUCAAAAGAUUUACGAUCAUUACACAUUAUUUAUUGGAUGUAUUAGAAAAGGAACAAGCCAUUUAGCGUCAUUUAGCUCGAGGGAAUCACCGCGUUGACGAGGUCUUCAUUCAGGACGUCUUGACAAAGCAGUGCCAAACCUUCAUGGGAAUCAUUUUGUUUCAAGCAGUGAGUUCAUCCCUGCAGCUCUUUCCCCAUGGAACAUGAAUCCAGGAUGUCCUCUGUCAAUCCGUCCCGAUGCUCCUGCUGAGAAGAUUGUCCUCGAGGUAUCUCACUGCAGAGAUACGCACACACAGAGAUCAUCCCUCCUGCCAUCAGUGUGUGAAAAACCCAGAUUGGACUUUUGUUGUUUGGCUUUGCACACUUAUAUACAAAUGCAGGAAUUUAUCGAUGUACUUUAAAAAAAAAAAUAAUGCAACAUGGUCGGGCACAUGUGGUCCGGUUGCUGGGAUCAAAAUCAAGGUUUUGGAACACCGUCUGUGUCAAGCGACCUGUUGAUUUGUACGAUCCUCUCGUUUGAGCACAGUAUUGCUCAUUGUUACAUUUGUUACGCUUUGAGUACGAACAAACUGCCUAACAGCGCUCAGUGCCGUUACUACUCCUGGAAGCACAAGUCACGUUUUUUAUUCCUUCCAAUGAACUGGAAUUUGUAAAGCUUAAAUUGGCGAGAUUUACAGUGUAAACACAACAUGAUGAUGUCAUGCUCCACCUGCCCCGAACAGAGAUGCUGAACUGUAGAUACUUUAAAUCCACUUCACCGUUAUGUCUGUUAAAACUUUCAGAGUUAUUUAUUACAGCUGAUUUUUGAGCCACUUGGGGGCAGCAAACGAACGACAAACUGAAAACACAACAUGAAUACAUUUUCAAAAUGGAUAUACAUCAAACUAACGGGAACAUACACAUGAAUUUCCCCCGUUUCUGCUUAUUCAGUCCAGUAUUUAUUAUUCUACUCUAUCUUUCUCAUGGCUCUUCGAUCUCCUUUUUAAUUUAAUUUGUCUGCUGUUCGCUGUUCGAGAAGUUUUAAGUACACUCAUGCUGUGUCCUAAAAUCACACACUAUACUCACUAUAUAGUGCUCAAUAUAUGGAAACACUAUUUUGUAUUGCUGUAAAAAGUAUGAGAAAGCAUUAUUAAACCCUACAUUGUGGAUUCAUUGCAUCUGACGGCCACCAACAAAGCAAUAUACACAGUACCAUCAUGCAUCACAGUGCAAAGCUUUCGCUAGCAGAAAGAGACGUGUGACGGCCCUGAGCAGUGGCGAUUCUAGAGUCUGGUGGGGCCCUAGGCAAAAAUGUAUUGGGGGGGGCCCUCCAACCAACGUUCAUCAUCAUUAUUUCUGCCAGCCGACGCUCUUUUCUAUAGACAGCUAAUUCCUCUUUAUUUUACUUCAGUAAAAGGGAGGUUUCCUUCUGUCAUUGCAAAAUUUGCAAAUUUGGAGCCGCUGCUUUGGUUUAAGUUUGUGAGCCCUCAGGGGCCCCCUACGGGUCUGGGGCCCCAAGCAGUUGCCUGCCUUGCCUGUUGACAAACAGCGCCUCUGGCUAUGAGCCGUGGCAGACCGUUAGUCUCUAUAGAAAAUCAACAAAUCUCAAAAAUAACAAAGUUGUGGAAGUGUUUCAUUAUUUAGUUAAAAUCACAGAACUUUAUAUUUCAUAUUUUAAAUAAACACAAGGCACCCUAAUGAAAGGAUAGGUGCUCAGUGAAGACAUCCCUCAUCCUAAUUAUGCUACUAUGCCCUACUGUUGAGUUUCAUAACCUGCCUGUACCCUAUGGCCCCUUCAACAACACCCAGCUGUGAUGUGAGCUCCAGGUAGUGAAAAUGCUAAAACUACCUUCCCUACUACACGGCCUCAUGUGGCCCCCACUACCCAACCGUGUAGGCUGAUGGACAGCAGGAACCGAGUGUCUAGUGGGAAACUCCCUUUACUGAUUAGUCCCAGUGACACCUCAGGGAGACAGGACAGUGAGCUCCAAGAUCCCAGAGUCACCCCCCCCCCCUCUAUGCCGGCUCUCACUGCCCACCACACCCACACGUACAACUUCUCUCUCUAAAUAUAUAUAUUUAUUUAUUUUUUUCUAAAGAUUUAUUUUGGGCUUCUUGUGUCUUUUAUUGGAGAGAGAGGACAGUGGAUAGAGUCAGAAAACCGGGAGAGUGGGGAAUGACAUGCAGGAAAGGAGCCACAGGUGGGAUUCAAACCCAGUCUGCCCGCUUGGAGGACUACAGCCUCAUAAACAUGAUUCCAAACUAAUGGUUAUGUUUCUAUCCGAGUGGAUGUUUUCAUCAUUUUAACUAAAAACUUGACGAUAUGGCAGUUUUGUGGUUUCAGUUCAUCCCCCCCCCCCCCCCCCAGACUCAGACUUUUCAAACUCAGUGUGUUGGGGAUAAUUAAGCUGUGUUAUCACCCUACGGAUGAGUUUUCAUUUGACCAAAUCCCAGUGAUUUGUGACAGAUUUUUUUCGUUGGUCACUUUUUCACAACCUAUUACCAACAUUGGCUUAUACAGCCUGGAGGGUCACUGUUUCAAGCUCCUGUGAGGAGCUUUUAAGGGGGUUAUGAAACAGACCAAAAGGAUUACUGUCGCCUCUUAAUGAGCAACGAAAGUAAACAAGACCAUCAGCAAAAUGGUUGAGUAUUUCGAUAUAGUAAUUUUUGAUGAACCUGCUGCGGCAACGUACCACUUUGUCCACAGGGGGCGCCAAAAUCAACCCAAACCUCAGGGGAGCUUUAAACACUUGGUCUUGUUGUUACUCAGCUUCAUUGUUAAAAGUGAAAAUAUUUGUAAUCAUGCAGCAAUUCGCAAUGCAAACUAUCUAGUUAGCUUAGACGGUUAGACUUAAUUGAACAUGCUGUACAUUUAAGGUGAGGCUGCAUUUAGUUUCUGUUUAAGUAUUUUAAACACGAUGUCUGUCUCAUGCAAGCGGUACAAAAUGUUGCUCAAGGACACAAAGGUGGGAGUUGAUGGGAGAGGAGACACAAUACUGACUCUGUUUACCUGCCUUGCUAUUUUCCAGUUCACAGAGAAAUUCAAACCCUCACCUUUGUGAAACCAACAACGGCUCAUUUGAGAUUUCCUUUUCUGCAGUUUUUCGUACAAAGGGCGCCAAAACGGAAAGGCCGCACUGUGUUGAUAUUAUAUUGCCUUAUAUUUGAUUACCAGGAUUACCAGGCUGAAUUCUGAAGCUAUACUCAAGCACAAAGACUGACAAAUACUUUUGUUUUUUUAAAUUUUAUGUAUGAAACUGCAAAAACACUUGUGGGAGUGACUGGGUAUCACUUUGAGGAAUGUAAAUGUACCGUGGACUGAGGUGUGGAGUCAUGUGUACAGUCUACGCUCGUCGACGUGUCCCAUCUUACGCCCUUGCUGUAAAUACAUCAAACGACCCCGCGUUGAAGCCCCGCACCAGACUGAUGGAAUGUAUCCUUACAUUUAAAGUUUCAGUGAUGUUUUAUCACUUGAGGUCAAGUUGUAUAUCAAUCAAUCAAUCAACUUUUAUUUGUAUAGCGUCAACUCAUAACAAGUGUUAUCUCGAGACACUUUACAAGAAGCAGGUAAAAGACCUUAUUUAUUGCUAUAUUACAAAAACCUAUCCGGCCUAUCCAUCAUGAGCACUUUAGCAAAGCAGCAAAAGUUACAGUGGUAAGAAGAAACUGCCUCAUUAAAAGGCAGAAAUCUUCGGCCGGAUCCCCGGCUCAUGAUGAAACAGCCUUCACAGGCCUAGACUGCACCGGGCUUGGAAAGGGAUAGGGGGAGGCAAGCUGUCCAUCAACAAUCUGGUGGGGAGGGGGGUUGUUCUGGCAUAUAUAUAUAUAUAUAUAUACAUAUAUACAUAUAUAUAUGUGUGUUUUUGUUAUUUUAUUACAAGGCAUUUCUAAGUGUUAGUCUGGUGUGUUGAAGGGGUUUUAUAUUCAGGGGAUCUAUCAAUAACACUCUAUGAUUGCUUUGAUUUUAAAUCCUUAUUUAAUGUAUAAGAAACUAUUACUAUGGACCUAUUUUGCUGUAUCUUUAAGGAUGCCUGGAAAAAAAAAAAACCUUUGAGUGACAGCCUCUAAAGACAUUUUACACAAAAGAGGUAUUUCUUUCCGGGAAAUGACAUGCCCUUCUUUUUUUUUCUCGCAAAAACUGCACAUUUUGUUUUUUCUUUAAUUCUGUUACUGAUGUGUAUGUUAGUAGGGUUAGCGUUGGUUUUCAGUGAUAGAUUACAAGCUGCCGCGGGGCUGCAAGAGCCUGUUUUAGCUAGAAGAUCUUUUGCCUCUUAUAACCUGAUGUCACAUGAUGAAGACCGUCACUCGAUCGUCUUGAUGAGAUGUCCUUCUCCUGCCGUCUGAUUCCACGUUGCAUCUGCAGCAAUCAAUAAAACAAUACAAGUUGUGACAUGCUAAUUUUUAAUGUAUGUCUUAGCACAUUUCACAACAUGUGUGUGUGUAUAUGCAUGUAUAAGCGAUUUGUCUGUCUGAUAUUUUGAGUCUAUUUUUGUUUUGGUUUGAAUCUACUGCAAAUAAACUAGAGAUGGACUGCC